Messenger RNA from Phasianus colchicus (ring-necked pheasant), 4454 nucleotides. NCBI's taxonomy places the organism in Eukaryota, Metazoa, Chordata, Aves, Galliformes, Phasianidae. The record is from RefSeq and is a predicted model, not a curated record.
GCGAGCCCCCGCCCCGCCGGGCCCCAGGGCCGUGCCGCGCGGUCUGUGGCUGGCGGCUGGCGCCGGGCUGAAGGGCUGCGGGCGCGGGGUUGCUGAGGACGGCCCGCCGCGGGCCUGCUGGCCGUGCCCCCUCAGAGCGCAGCGCGGGGCUGCGGGGAUGGCGAACGUCCUCGCGGGGUUUGGGCUGUUUCUGUCGCCGCUUCGGUUGGUGGGGAAGCGCGUUAAUCCGUGAGGCGCUUCGUUUGCAGUAUUAAUUCUAAACGCGUCCGUUUUUUCCAGCUCUGCUCCGGGCCUAACAGCAGGCGUUCCCGCUUCCCGCACCCCGCUCCUCGUUCCUCCUCUGAGGCCAUCGCAGCUCCUUUGCUGGCUGCCAUAGGGCUGCUGGGUGUAGCGUGGUCAGCAGGAAUAGCAGGCAACUGCUAUGUCAGUGGACUGCCUGGGACAGCACGCAGUACUCUCAGGCCGCCGUUUCCUCUACAUAGUCAAUCUGGAUGCACCAAACGAGGGCCAUCGAAAGAUCUCCCGGCAGAGCAAGUGGGACAUUGGGGCAGUGCAGUGGAACCCACACGACAGCUACGCGUACUAUUUUGCAGCUUCGAGCAACCAGCGAGUUGACCUGUAUAAGUGGAAGGAAGGUAAUGGGGAAGUUUGCACAUCCUUGCAAGGACACACACGUGUGAUCAGUGACUUGGACUGGUCAGUGUUUGAACCAGACCUGCUGGUCACCAGUUCUGUUGACACAUACAUCUACAUCUGGGACAUCAAGGAUACCAGGAAGCCUACAGUCUCGCUCUCUGCAGUGGCUGGAGCUUCCCAGGUCAAAUGGAACAAGAAGAAUGCCAACUGCUUAGCAACAAGCCAUGAUGGGGAUGUCCGAAUAUGGGACAAAAGGAAACCCAGCACUGCAGUAGAAUACUUAGCAGCUCAUCUCUCUAAAAUCCAUGGUCUGGAUUGGCAUCCUGACAAUGAGUACACGCUGGCCACUUCCAGCCAGGACAACUCCGUCAGGUUCUGGGAUUACCGUCAGCCUCGGAAAUACCUCAAUAUCCUUCCCUGCCAGGUUCCUGUCUGGAAGGCGAGAUACACGCCUUUCAGCAAUGGGCUGGUGACAGUGAUGGUUCCGCAGCUCCGACGAGAGAACAGCCUACUUCUCUGGAAUGUCUUUGACUUGAACACACCUGUUCAUACUUUUGUGGGACAUGAUGACGUGGUGCUGGAGUUUCAGUGGAGGAAACAGAAAGAAGGUUCUAAAGACUACCAGCUGGUUACGUGGUCCCGUGAUCAGACUCUGCGGAUGUGGCGGAUUGACUCUCAGCUGCAGAGGCUGUGUGCUAAUGAUAUCCUGGAUGGAGUUGAUGACCUCAUCGAUGGGAUUUCUCUUCUGCCCGAGCCAGACAAGACCCUUCAACCCCAGGACUCUGAGCCCCAACAUAGCUCUGGACAUGGGGAUGAGGAAGCCUUAAAAGAAGACUUCCUGAAUGACCUUCUGGUGGGAAAGAAAACAGACCAACUGGGGCUGCCUCAAACGCUGCAGCAGGAGUUCUCACUGAUCAACGUGCAGAUCCGAAAUGUCAACGUGGAGAUGGAUGCGGUGAAUCGUAGCUGCACAGUGUCAGUGCACUGUGGCAACCACCGAGUCAGAAUGCUGGUGAUGUUCCCUGUCCAGUAUCCCAAUAAUGCUGCACCAUCCUUCCAGUUCAUCAACCCGACCUCCAUCACUGCCUCCAUGAAAGCCAAGCUGCUGAAGAUACUGAAAGACACUUCUCUGCAGAAAGUGAAGCGGAACCAGAGCUGCCUGGAGCCCUGCCUGCGUCAGCUCGUCUCCUGGCUGGAGUCUGUCGUGAACCAAGAGGACAGCACAUCCAGCAACCCCUAUGCUCUGUCCAACUCCGUGACGACCCCCCUGCCCACCUUUGCCCGGGUCUCCAAUGCCUAUGGCUCCUACCAGGACUCGAACAUCCCAUUUCCACGGACCUCUGGAGCCCGGUUCUGUGGUGCAGGGUACCUGGUGUAUUUCACGAGACCCAUGACAAUGCACCGUGCAGUGUCCCCAACAGAGCCCACACCCCGGUCCCUGUCAGCUUUAUCAGCUUACCAUAGUGGCCUCAUUACUCCGAUGAAGAUCCGUACAGAGACUCCAGGCAAUCUGCGUUUGUACAGCGGGAGUCCUACACGCAGUGAGAAGGAGCAGGUCUCCAUUAGCUCCUUCUACUACAAAGAGAGGAAGUCAAGGAGGUGGAAAAGCAAACGGGAGGGGACAGAUGCCAACAACCGACCCAUCAAAGCUGCUGGGAAAGUUAUUAUACAAGAUAUUUCCUGCUUGCUGCCUGUGCACAAGCUGCUGGGAGAGCUCUACAUACUGAAUGUAAAUAAUAUCCAGGAGACUUGCCAGAAGAAUGCUGCCUCAGCCAUGGCUGUCGGACGGAGGGAUCUUGUACAGGUUUGGUCACUGGCUAUGGUAGCCACUGAUCUUUGUCUUGGACCGAAGUCUGACCCAGAUCUGGAGAUACCUUGGGCACAGCAUCCAUUUGGACGUCAAUUACUGGAGUCCUUGCUGGCUCAUUACUCGCAGCUCCACGAUGUGCAGACCCUGGCCAUGCUGUGCAGUGUGUUUGAAGCCCAGUCCAGGUUACAGGGGUGCCCAAACUCUUACGGCCCCUUUCCUCAGCGUGCCUCCAACCUGGCCUCCCACAGUCGAUACCCCAGCUUUACUUCUUCUGGUUCCUGUUCCAGCAUGUCGGAUCCUGGACUUGGCACUGGGGGCUGGAGCAUAGCAAACAAGGACACUGAGCAGAGCUCCACUCCCUGGUGUGAGUCUUCUCCAGAUGAGUUCCGCUACAGCAACCUGAUGUAUCCCGAUUAUCGGGAGCGAGAGAAGGACCAGCAUGAGAAGAACAAAAGGCUCCUGGAUCCUGCCAAUACUCAGCAGUUUGAUGACUUUAAGAAGUGCUAUGGUGAAAUCCUCUAUCGCUGGGGUCUGCGAGAGAAGCGAGCUGAGGUCCUGAAGUUUGUCUCCAGUCCUCCUGAUCCCCACAAAGGAAUUGAGUUUGGUGUGUACUGCAGCCACUGCCGCAGCGAGGCGCGGGGCACCCAGUGCGCCAUCUGCAAGGGCUUCACCUUCCAGUGUGCCAUCUGCCACGUGGCUGUGCGGGGCUCCUCCAACUUCUGCCUGACGUGUGGGCACGGUGGCCACACCAGCCACAUGAUGGAGUGGUUCCGUACACAGGAGGUGUGCCCCACGGGCUGCGGGUGUCACUGCCUGCUCGAAAGCACCUUCUGAACAGUGUGAGAACACGGCACCCCGGGAGUGGGAUUUGGGAUGGAAUUCCCAAGCCACGUUGACUCGGCUCUGCAGCAUCUGGAGGAGCUGUGCAGGGAGCCAGUGCAGGAGCUCUGGCGGUGUGCUGACCUUUCUGAGUGCUUCCAGUGUCCCUGUGCUUCCCAGGUUGCUUUCAGACCGCUUGGACCAAACUCCAGUGUGUCCAUUGCUGGCAAUGGAUGCCACACCACCAAGCUCACACUUGUUCUGCAGAAGGAGUGUAAAUAUUGGCUAGUCUCUGCCAGGCUGAGAAAGGGCUUCAGAGCUCCUUUGGAAAGCACUCGACUGGCAGAGCCAGAUCUGAUCCAGCUGCGUAGUGUCUUUCCAGGUGCCUCUGGAUGGGCCCAAGGGUGAGCUGGGCAGAGCCUUCUUCACAUACUUGAGGCAGAAAUAAUUUGCAAGCAGCAGUGAGCUCUGCAGGCUCGCUGUCAUCUGUGCUCAGCAAGUGGUUGUGCUCCGAGUCACUUUCUGAGACAGCAGGGUCCUUAUUUUUGAACUGCUGUUUACAUUGCUGAGGUUAUCCCAUAAAGCAAGAGUGAAAUGACAUUUUUCAGCAUUAUUUCCUAAAUACUUUCCUCCCACUGUUCCAUAUCAGCCCCUGGUGUGAAAAGCCCAGCCACGCAAUCACAGCCACUAGGAUUAGUUGCUUUCUUCCAGGAGUUUAUUGCUCUUCAGUAAGUGUCUCUGCGCUCUGCUCUGGGUGAUUCAGUGCACUUUAACUUGCCUGUCCCUGCCUUGCUGGCAGCUCCUCCUCAGGGCUGGGAGAGGCAGCUGCCCUUCUGUUUGGGGCCCACAGCAGGUUGUGAGGACUGUGGGUCUCCCUUCAUCUGCGGGGGGCAAUGCAGAAAGGCUUGGGAAGACGCAAGCAGAACAUGUGCUCUGUGCAGGGGGGAAACUGAUGAGUAAUUUGUGAUGAUUUCAAGGGGAAAAGGGGUUUGGAAAAGUGAUAGGGAUAACAGAGGCAACAGGUUUGUGCCUUCCAUUUGAGAAUGUCCUGGAUGGAUCCCUCUCUUUGGGGCUGUGCCUGCUGCUUGGCAUGGCCUGUGUCUGUGAUAACUCAGGCCGUGGGCUCCACUCCUGCUGUGGAACAAGCAGAAGAUGUCUCUUAAACAUUAAAGUUAUUUUUUGAAGCGUG